AGAUUAUUGUGUCCCUCCUGGAGAGGGCCAUGUUGGGAGACAUCCAUUUUAAUGGUGCAUGAUCAGUGAUCAAGCUGAAUUUCCUUCCCACUUCAGAAAGUCGCAUACCCUUCUGGUAACACGAGUGGAGAGCAAUAGGAAGAUCGUCUUUGGAAAAGAUCACUGAUUGGUGGGCAUUGGGAACAUAUCCAGUGCUGUCUGCCUACAUAUGGUGUAAUUCAGUGUCAUUACUUUCCUAUUUGAACCUCACUGGGUUGUACAAGUGUUCUGGAUGUUCCCUGCUGUAUAAGUGCAUUCUGUCUGGGUUAUCAGAGAAAGAGCUGCAGAUCGCUAUAUUUCCUAAAUCAAGCGUCACAAUUUCAUGAUGAGUGAGAAAGAUGGUAAUGCUGACAGCCUGUUCCUAAAGGAGGACUCUGCAAAGGGGGUAAAACCAGAAGGAUGUGUUCACAGCUGGCAACACGCCAUGCGGAAGAGAGCAACGCGAGCUGGGAAGCGAAUGCGCAAGGUGACACUGGGCAGUGUACGUGGAUUCCUGUGUCGGAAUGCUUUUGUGAUACUCACCAUCGCAGCUGUAGUUCUGGGUAUUGUGCUGGCCUUUGCACUGAGGCCAUAUAAGAUGACUUAUCGCCAGAUCAAGUAUUUUUCCUUCCCUGGUGAGCUGCUUAUGAGGAUGCUGCAGAUGCUCGUUCUGCCGCUCAUAGUGUCCAGUUUAGUUACCGGUAUGGCAUCUCUGGACAGCAAAGCGUCUGGUAAAAUGGGCCUUCGUGCUGUGGUAUAUUACACUGUAACCACCUUCAUUGCUGUUUUUAUUGGCAUUGUCAUGGUGAUUAUCAUUCAUCCAGGCAAAGGCUCCAAGGAGGGCAUGACAUCCCAAGGGAAAAUUGAGAGAGUACAGGCUACAGAUGCCAUUUUGGAUUUAAUACGGAAUAUGUUCCCUCCUAAUUUGGUGGAAGCUUGCUUCAAACAGUACAAGACACAUUACAACACAAGAGUCUAUCAAUUGCCAGUUCUUCCUGACCAGAACCUCACAGUAACCACAGACCAGAACCUCACAGUAACCACAGAAGCCCAGAACCUCACAGUAACCACAGAACAGCCCACUGAAUCAUUUAACAUAAGUAACAUUGUUGAGAAUGUGACCCGGGCAUUAGGAAAUCUGCAGGACAUGAUGAAUGUGGAGGAAGUGGUUCCUGUGGCAGGCUCGGCAAAUGGAGUGAACGCAUUAGGUCUAGUGGUCUUCUCCAUGUGCUUUGGGCUAGUGAUCGGGAAGAUGAAAGAACAAGGAAGAGCUCUGAGAGAAUUCUUUGAUUGCCUUAAUGAGGCAAUCAUGAGGCUGGUGGCGAUCAUUAUAUGGUAUGCUCCAAUUGGAAUAAUGUUUCUGAUCUCAGGAAAAAUACUUGAGAUGGAUGACCUACUGGUUAUGGGGGGGCAGCUGGGCAUGUACACCAUCACUGUCAUAAUAGGACUUCUCAUACAUGCUUUGGUGGUACUCCCAUUGUUAUUUUUCAUUGUUACCCGGAGGAACCCCUGGCCGUUCAUUGGCGGGCUCCUUCAGGCCCUUGUCACUGCAUUGGGGACGUCAUCAAGUUCUGCUACCCUUCCUAUCACUUUCAAAUGCUUAGAAGAAAACAAUGGAGUGGACAAGCGGAUCACUCGUUUUGUGCUGCCUGUGGGAGCUACCAUAAAUAUGGAUGGAACAGCAUUAUAUGAAGCACUGGCUGCCAUUUUUAUUGCACAAGUAAACAAUUAUGAGUUGAACUUUGGUCAAAUCCUCACGAUCAGUAUCACAGCAACUGCUGCCAGCAUUGGAGCAGCGGGCAUCCCUCAGGCCGGCCUGGUUACCAUGGUGAUAGUGUUGACAUCGGUGGGACUCCCCACAGAGGAUAUAACGCUUAUUAUCGCUGUGGAUUGGUUCCUGGACCGUCUCCGUACAACCACUAAUGUUCUCGGGGACUCCUUAGGAGCUGGCAUAGUUGAGCACCUUUCUAGACACGAGCUUCAUAAACAAGAUGCAGAGCUGGGAAACUCUGUUCUAGAAGAGGAUGAAAAGCCCUAUCGGCUAAUCUGUACUGAAAAUGACAUCCAGAAGCAGCCCAAUAGUGAGACAUCUAUGUGAAUGAAUGGCAUACGUGCCUUUCACCCUUUGUUAUCUUCUCCCCGUACAUGUGAAUUGGAUUCUUGUAACGUUUGGCUUAACUGGACCACUUGGAAGACUAUUCCACUCUCUGUGUCACUGCUUUGGCAGCACAAAGGACACUCCCACAUAGCAUACUAGAAAAGCUGCAUUAAUGUCCAGAGAGGAGUUGGUGUAUUUUGGACAAAUACAAUGGAGAUCUUGUCUCCUUCAUUUGCCAGGAUGGUAUCCGAAUCCUGGCGGCAUUCUGACUGUUGGGAUCCCAACUGCCGGGACCCUGACCGCAUCCCCAUUUGCCAUAUACGUUUGCCAAUACUGCAGUUACAAUGUAAAGUGUUAAUAGUCUCCGGCGGAAUGGAAGUGCUGGAAAUCCCAUUAAGCAGUACAUUUUCUUUUGUGUGUGACAAGCGUACUGUUACUACCUUUAAUUUAUGUGAAUGGCUUUUCUUUCCCAGUUACUUGAUGAAGAACAUAACCGUUUGACAAGUAAUGGCAGCUUCAUCAGAUAUCUGACAUUCUUUGGGCAUUUAUUAUAUUUCUUUUUAAAGGAACUUUGAACUGAUGGAAAACCUCACAUUUAUACUAGAUAUUUUACAGGUGGUUCUACCAUGUUCUAUAGGUGACAGCUGUACUCCCAUAUUCUGUUCCAUUCCGUAGGUGGUAGAUACGAUGAGGAAGACGCAUUCUUUAGAAAAACUGGAAUUUUCAUAUUAUUGUGAAAACUGUAUUACCUACAGAGCAGACUGAUCCAAAGGUUAAUCUGUUGUUGAAAUACAUAAUGGAAUGAGAAAAUCAAUUUGCUGUUUCAUAGACUUCUAAGUAAUGUCCUUAGGAGUGCUUGAUGUUCUACAGAUGACAUUACUGAUGUAAUAAUGAAAUACCAAAUUCUUUAAGAUUCUUGUUCCAUAUAAGAUUUAACUUAAGGGUCCCAUACAACUUGCCUGCAUGGAGGUAGUUCCCCCGUUUUCAGCUGAUGCUGGGAUCAGGGAUCUGGAGAAAUCCAACAUGAUAGAUUUACCUGACUCACCGAUUCCAACCAAAAACUGGUUGGGAGCACUAGGUCACGGAUUUUUAACAUGUUGAAUUUCCCAGAUUCCCCGACAGUUUACUGAUCAUUGAUGUCCGAUGAUCAGAGCAUGGGAUAGUCUCACUUUCAGUUGUUUAGUCAGAUUAGAACAGCAGAUACAAAGCAAUUAUUAUGAGUACUUCUUGUCAGCUAGAGCAGGGCAUUUCAUUGCACUUAAAUAUUAGAUGUGGAUAAAGUAUUGUGUUAUUACGGGUGGUCUUCAGUAUGCCGGCGGUCGGGCUCCCGGCGACCAGCAUACCGGCGCCGGGAGCCCGGCAGCCGGCAUACCGACACUUAUUCUCCCUCGUGGGGGUCCACGACCCCCCUGGAGGGAGAAUAAAAUAGUGUGACAGCCGGCAUACCGACACUUAUUCUCCCUCGUGGGGGUCCACGACCCCCCUGGAGUGAGAAUAAAAUAGUGUGGCGCGCGUAGCGCGGCGAGCCCGCAAGGGGCUCAUUUGCCCACGCCACACUGUCGGUAAGCCGGCGGUCGGGCUCCCGGCACGGGUAUGCUGGUCGCCGGGAGCCCGACCGCCGGCAUAUCAUAGUGAACCCAUUAUUACAGUUAACAUACUGUACAGUAACUUUUAAUGGCUGCCCUGCGAGAUUGAAUUUCGUGUUACUAUUCAGAGUUACUAAGCAGAGUGGAAAUAGAUGUAGCUAUCUGGGAGCGCAAUAAGCGUUCUCAGUUUGUCUUUCAACUCACCCCAGGGCUGUUGUCAUUCCCUGCAUCCAGGAAUCACCGUUACCAGUGAGGAUGAAAGAUCAUCAGGCUCUCUUGUCCGCUGUCUAAUAAUAGGGUGGCAGCUUUGUGUUGGUAAUCGCUGAGCAUGUUGGCAAACAGUUGACUAGGGUAGCACAUCCUCUCCGUAAUAAAUGACCGGCGACUUGUAUAUGUGGGUAUUGGGCAGCCAAAUGUUAGGCUGUUUGGAGGAACAAUACUGCCAGCAUGCUGCUAUUUUACACCACACGUUAGGCUGCAGCGCUGCAUGGAAAAGAAGAGAGUCCCUUCACCCAAGUUUUGGAAAUAUCCUCAGUACAGCUCCGGUAGUGAGUAUGAAGUAUUUGCUAGUAUUGACAAAGGUAUCAGCAGUUCAAUCAAUCACAGCAGGGCAGAAGUGUCAUCAGCGCGUUUCGUUCUUGUCAAAGGACUUUAUUGAGAUAUUAGUGCAGUUAAUAGUUUCUGUUUUUAACAUGGUGAUGGUGGCAACAAGUAUAUGAUACCAAGGGUUAUUAAAACUACCUGUUUCAUGAUAUAUAAUUAAUCAAAGCUAUCGGGGUGACCCAAGAUUUUAAUAUGGCCCUAGCAGGGCAAAAUUUCUGGCUCUCUUUGUCAGGCCCAGGUUCCAGGCUAUCGCCAGAUUUUGAUAAUUAGGCAUUCUGCCUAAUAAUAAUACAGAACGCCUAGGAGGUAAUUUAGAUCUGAUCGCUGCUGUGUGUUUUCGUACAGCGGGCGAUCAGGUACUAACUGUGUAUGCACCACAAUGUGCACGCGCGUUGGACAACAACAAAUGGCAUCGCCGGUCAACGAUGGGUUGGUGUGAAAAGUCCUAUCGCAUGGGCGUUCACAAGGUGAUUGACAGGAAGGGGACGUGUGUGAGUGGUAACUGAGCAUUUACUGGGAGUGUUCGGAAAAACGCAGGCGUUCCCCAGCUUUUUCAGGGAGAGUGUGUGAUGUCAGCUCCUGCCCCGAUCAGCCUGUUCUCAUCGCACUGGAGGAGUAAGUCCUGGGCUGUGCACACACUGGAUUUUUGCAGCUCGGCAUACACAUAGGAUCGCACACUUGGACUGUGAAUUUACACUCCCUCUGGAGGCGGCGACUAUCUGAACGCAGGACAGCAAAGUUUGCAGCCCAAUGAUCAGGUCUGAAUCACCCCCCUAUUCCACACCGACUGUAUUUCAAACAAAGGAGAGAAUAAGGGUAAUGACUGCUUUGAAAACACAUUUAGUACUCUAUUGUUAUGAUGCUUAUUAGAAUAGAAAAGACUGUGAUAUGCAUUCCUCAUAAUGUUAAUACUGUGUAAUCCUAUUACUGGUUUUGCACCGGUUCCUGAAAUUGACUCUGUUGCAGAUUGUGAGUUUUACAGAAUGAGUUUGCUUUUUGUGUCACUGGGAUUACGGUGGAAUCCCUGGUGGAGUCUACUGUUGAUGAGUAAACCCCCUUAUUCCCUACACAUUUGCUGGGAUACUCGAUGUGGAAGCGAUUUAGAUUAGCAUUAGCCAUGGCCUCUGUGGGCUAGCCACACUACACUGGCCAUCUGCUUUUCUUGGUAGGCCUGUCAUACUGCAGGAUAUAAGAAGACAGCAGGGCCGGACCUCACCUAUUUGAUAAUUUAGGCAAGAUUCUGUGGGACCCUUUGCACGCACUGCAGUCUUAAGUGCACCCAAGAAAGGAGUGUGUCGUCACCAAAUAUCCAUGGCCUUGUGAGAGUGGAUGAUUGAGAAGACAGAGGGUGUCGGUGUCUCCAGCCAACAAAUCUCCCCUCCUUGUUUGUCUACAGCCAUCACAUUCUCCCCUUAUAUGUCUCCAACAACAUAUCUCCCCCACCUUGUUUGUCUCCAGCAAUCCAGUUUCGAACCCAUCUUUUUAACAAGCUCUCAUAAUUUACUUACCUUUGCUGUCUUCCCCUGGUCUUCCCCUGCUUCUCUACUCUGCGGUGUGUUCUCUGCUGUGAAGUUCACUCGAGCUUGGGCUGUACAAGCUUUCUGCUGCUGCCUGUCACAUAAUACGACAGACAAUGGUACCGCAGUGCCAGAAAGUCUGUACAUCCCAUAGAAGGACAGCCACGGUCAGUCGGGUCUUCUCAAAUCUGGAGCCGGCACAGCGGAGCUUAGAAAUCCAGCCUGCCCUGAUAUGACUUGGCUUUUCCAGAUGCCCCUAGGCAUUUGCCUAUACUACCUAUGCCUAGGACUGGGUCUGGAAGAAAGUAAUUUUAAGAAAACAACAACUACUCUCUGAUGUAUAUCACUUGCCCCAAAAUAGAGUGCUGGGUAACAUAAAACAACAUCCUGCAUCGUAUGCCUCUGCAAUUCAAUUAUAAAGCAUAAUGGAAUAAGUUUGUGUUAUAUAAAUAAAUGUUAAUACAGUCAUGAAUUGUGCAGAGGUAUGACCUGUCAGAUCUCACCCCAGGAGUUGGCUUAAGGGUCCUACACAUGUUCCGCCGAGGUGCCCGACGGCCGAUACGGCCGGUGUGCGACCCGGCGGCGGGGGGGGGGAGUGACGGGGGGAGUGAAGUUUCUUCACUCCCCUUGUCACCCGGCUCGAUAGCAGUGCAUGCUAAUAUGGACAAAUUUAUUCAAUUGGCCUGCAUGCAUUAGCGACAGGGCACCAACGAUGAACGAGUGCGGGCCGCGCAUCAUUCAUCAUUGGUUCCUACUUCCUACACACUGAACUAUAUGAACGUGUUCUCGUUCAUUAAUGAACUAGAACGUUCAUAUCGUUCAGUGUUAUCUGCCAGUGUGUAGGGCCCAUUACUUCAAACGGCAAUCCUUUGUUACUUUGGCAAAGCAACAACUGUCCAAACAGUUCAACUGUAUUAUUACAUUUAAAAAUUGUGAUACAAUAAAAAAGUUUAUUUUGAUGUUAGGGUUUGCAGGUCCAAGGCCAUAUAGGCAAUGAAACUAGACAGGUUAGCAUGAGAUACUGCAUCCCCUUUUCCCAUUUAAGAGGUUGCCAUGAAAUUCAGAGACACAACACCAGAAUUAUUUAAAAUUUACUGUUGUGAUGCUUUUUACUGUGUUUGUUUCCUGCCCCUACAUUUGAAGUGGUCGCCCCAAUAAAUAAUGCCGCAAAGUAGCAUAGGUGCAACUGGCCAUAACUGGACUGUACAAGACUAUACAAAUUGUAGCAAACUGUCUACACGUAUAUAAAAUUACAUGAAAAGAUAAAAAAAUAAUUCAAUUGCAUCACUGUUAUAAGAAACACAAACUGCUAAAAAGGUUUUUACUUAAAAAAAAGUUUUUAUGUACUUAAUGACCGCCCUAUUACAAAAUGGACCUACAUACUGGAUACCCAGCCGAAGUAUAGUACAGUAACUCCUGGACUGGUGUUUAUAUCUGUGAAUAUACAAUAACUAUUAAAAUGCAUCAGAAUUUGUAACAUGUAUUAUUAGCUUGUAAAUAAUGAUUGUGUUACCUAUGUUCAACUAUUCUGUUGUUAAGGUUAAUUAAUGGCCAUGUUAAUGCUGCUACCUGGGAUCUGGAUGUCUGGAUGUAAAUAUCGUCAAUUCCUUUUUUUGUGAUAUGACUUUCAGGAUUAUUUUCGUUUUUAAUUUUAUGUUGAUGUUUUCUUUAUCAAUAUUAGAGGAGUGUAUAUACUUCAUGGUUAGGUUGAAUUGAAAUAUAUUAAGGGCAAAUCUAAUUAAGAAAAAAAAAUCCCCCUAACAUGGUACCAAAUUGAUUAUUUUUUAUUUUAUUUUUUUGGAGUUUGUUGCUUUGCAUUGCAUAUUAUACAGUAUAAAUUGGAGAUUUUGUGACAAUAUAUGGGUAAAAGGCGCACAGUCAAAAUUUUUUGUUUAGUUAUUAAACUAUCUCCUAUAUAACUGCCCAGAUCUGUCACUCGGUGUCCCAACGCGCAGCAUUACAGGGAGGUAGAUGCACUAAAUAAACUACACCUCCCAGCAGCCCUUAACGCCAAAGCAUUCCGGCGCUAAGGCCUGCUGGGAGCUGUAGUUUAUUGAGUGCAUCCUCUUCCAUGUAUACGGCGCAUUGGGACAGCGGCACUAACAAUAGUGACUGGCUGCUUGGCUACUGUGCGAGUCUCCGGGAGAGCCACUGCCAAAGGAAGGACAGCAGCUUAGCUGCUUCCAGGAGGAGAAGCAGGAGAAGCAUUACCCGCCCCUCCCCCACUCGCAGUACCUCCGGGCCCCAUUCGCGGCACCCCCGCACACCUCCCCUCCACCACCCGUGGUGGCUCCGGACCCCCACCCGCAGCACCCCUGCACCCGCCCCUCGCCCACCCCUGCGGUGGCUCCGGACCCCCACCCACGGCACCAGCCCCUCCCCCACCCGCGGCACCCCCGGACCCCCUGCCCCAUCCAUGUCUCCCCGGCACCUGCCAAUCCCCCAACCACAGCACCUACUAGGUGAUUCAUCAGGCCCUGCGUGCGCUGUUCACGCCGUUGCAAGGGGCUACGACCCCUUAACCAUCGCAGGCCCUUUGUCCAUGCAAUAUAUAUUCACUCACACAAUUAUGAUUGGAAGUAAUACUCCAUAUAAUACAAAUAUUGCACGCCACAAGAGCGUGCAAGGGUUAAGUGGGCGUAGCCCCUUAUGACGGUGUGAAGAGUGCUCGUAGGGCGCGAUGAAUCACCUAGUAAAUAUAAUAAGUUCUGAAUAAGACAGUUGCUUCUAAAUACACAAUAGGUAGCAUUUAGAGUGCCAUUAAAUCUGAAAAUCUGAAAUACAAUAAGAAAUCCAAAAAAUCUUGUAACAGUGGCUUUAUCUCCCAAUAAACUAUCAGAUACUUUGAUAUUUGUAAUUGUCUGUGUAUACUAUUGAACUGUUAUAAGUUACAUUGGGCUUUGAUUGGUUUCAUGUAGUGUUUAUAGAAAAUUCUUUGCCAUAGUUUUUUUGCUAUACAUUUUGUUCAGAUACUUCUGUAGGUUAUUGUUAGCUUUUUAAUCUACAUCAGCAUGCAUUUUAGAAUUUAGUCGUUUUGUGUAGUGAAUGUGUACUAUUGAUAAUCACUGAAUUCACACAAAACACAAAGACCAAUUUGAACCACUAAUUUCUUUAAUUAUAAAAUAAAAUCAUUAUUUUUCUUCCUUUCUUUAAAUCAAAUGUAUAAACAUAUAGGAUUAAGGUUAAAGAUACAUUUUAUAUGUUGACAUUCCAUAGAACUAAUUCUCUCUUGGAAGACCAAACCUAUGACUACAUUGUUGUUUUUGGGGAUUUUCAUGUUUUAAAAAAACAGCUUAUCAAGAAUUUAUUUAAUAAGAUGUUAUUUUUCAUGAGUACAGUUGAAUAAAAUAAUUUAAGAAACAAAAGUUGAAUUUAUGCUAGUCUGAACAAACUUUACUCGUAUUGUAUUUUUAAACUUUGCUUACUACAUUUUUAACAGCUGUUCUUUUAGGAGUACAUUAAUGUAUGUAGAUAUUUUAAAAAGAAAAACAAAAUGGAUCACAAUGUGUGUUUUUACUCAUCAGAGAUCCAUAUAUGAACUGUAAUUUUGCAUACCUGACAAGUGGUAUGAGUUUGGUAUGCUAUGUUGACAGUGGGAAUGCUGACAUGGUCAAUAAUGUUGACAUUCAUCUUGUAGAAAGUGAUGAAAUGUCAACAUGUUAGAAUGUCAACAUAUCGUUCUUGGUGGGCCAGAGGUGACUUACCUGCUCCAGCUUCUGGAGCUGUGGUAAUUUGUCCAUCACUUCUGGGUCAGUGCCUAGUGCCUAACUCUAAAGCUGGGUACACACUCAACAACAUUUUAAAUGAUUUUGCCAAUAACGACCAUUCGUAACAAGAAAUUUGUUUGAUCAUCCAGAGUGUACACACUACUGUAUAUUGCGAGCAAUGUGUGCUCCCGCAGAUCACUAGCAACAUCCUCUGUCAUCUGUACAUGCAGCACAAAUUCGACAAUGUUGCUAACUACUAGGACCAUAUCGUCCAGUGUGUACACUACCAACGAUUAACGUCUAAUUUAAAUUAGGCUGAAAACCAACAAUUUGGUAGUAUCAGAUGACUCGUGUAUAUUGUUUUGGUUGUUUGUAAAAUUGCUCAGUGUACGCACAGUAUCGUUUGUCCGGGAGUUCCAGGGGGUCCCAAGGAACUCGUGAGUGACCUAUCGUUUGCAUGUCGUCUAGUGUGUACCUAGCUUAACCCUCCCACAUGCAGCCUAAUGUCGACUUUCUGACAAUGUUGGUAUUUCACGCUGAGGAUGUCGCCAUAUUGAGUUUUGAUGUUAUCAUUGUAGACAUUGUAAAUGUUGCUAUUUUGACUACAUGCCAGUGGCGCAGUGUGACAACACUUAAUGUGGAAUAUAAUCUUGGAUGUGACUGAAAGCCCUGUGCACAAAAAAUAAAGAUGUACUGUAUAAAUGUAA
Messenger RNA from Pseudophryne corroboree (corroboree frog), 10236 nucleotides. Its product is annotated as excitatory amino acid transporter 1-like. The coding region runs from base 362 to 2116 and encodes 584 amino acids. Lineage: Eukaryota; Metazoa; Chordata; Amphibia; Anura; Myobatrachidae. Gene Ontology annotation, biological process: L-glutamate transmembrane transport. The record is from RefSeq and is a predicted model, not a curated record. Gene Ontology annotation, molecular function: neutral L-amino acid transmembrane transporter activity; glutamate:sodium symporter activity; L-glutamate transmembrane transporter activity. The transcript is spliced from 13 exons. Gene Ontology annotation, cellular component: plasma membrane.